AUGCGCACGACUACAGCUCCGGCAACCAUCAAGGUUCUUCAUGAUCUCUUUGCACGUUUCGGGCUACCCAUUCACGUAGUCAGUGACAAUGGCCCACAAUUCACUUCAGAAGCUUUCGACAAGUUCAUGAAGCAGAACGGCGUUAAACACACCACUACAGCACCGUACCACCCAAAGAGCAACGGCCAGGCUGAAAGAUUCGUCCAAACCUUCAAGUUGGCAUACGAAGCCGGGCAGGGUCCUCCAUCGCAGAUCAUUGCCGACUUCCUCUUGAAACAGCGCAACACCUCUAAUACAACUACCCAGCAAACACCGGCCAAACUGAUGUUGGGAAGAAACCUGCGCACACGUUUAGAUUUGUUGUCGCCAUACAGACCAGCAUCUCCUAAGACGGCACCUGCACUAUCACAACCGUCACGAUGCUUCACCAUUGGCCACAAGGUAUGGUAUCAAGACUUCAGCGUCUCUGGUGGGAAAUGGUCCCCAGGGUGCGUAACAACAAAGAUCGGGAAUGUGAUGUACGAAGUACAGCCAGACAAGUUCCCCCAACAACACGUUCGACGUCAGGCAGACCAGCUCUGCGAAAGAACCGCACCUCCUUGUCAAGAUAGCAUGUCUCACCGAGAUCACCAGCUACUUCCGAUUCCCACGCCAGCAGCUAAGCCACUCAGCUGCACAGAGGGAGAUGGCGACGCUACAGAAACAUUAAAUCGCCCUCAAACAACAAGACAGCAAAAUCCACCGACGAUCAGUGAGGAAGUUCCCGAGGAUGCGGGAGAGCCGGACAUGCCUAGGAGGUCGUCACGCGCGAACAAGGGCAUAGCGCCAGACAGGCUGAACUUAUAA
Molecule: messenger RNA, 846 nt
Organism: Nematostella vectensis (starlet sea anemone)
Lineage: Eukaryota; Metazoa; Cnidaria; Anthozoa; Actiniaria; Edwardsiidae
Exons: 1
Coding region: 1-846 (281 amino acids)
Biological process (GO): DNA integration
Molecular function (GO): nucleic acid binding
Source: RefSeq, a predicted model, not a curated record